Medioppia subpectinata is the source of this 3444-nucleotide messenger RNA. The record is from the annotation of a GenBank genome assembly. Lineage: Eukaryota; Metazoa; Arthropoda; Arachnida; Sarcoptiformes; Oppiidae.
GAGUGGACACUAUCGGCCCGCAGAAGUCACCCGCAGUACUUCUCCCAUAGCUGUCCCCGCGCCGCAACUGCGCGAAUACUUGUCCCUCUCAGUGGUCAUAACAAAGUGGCGCAGUCACAUCUAAUAUACCUGAUCCUUUCCUCCGCAUACAUCCCACGCCUGAUCUCCACUCGCAAUGACGCGAACACGACGACAACAACCGCCUUCUUCAUCACCUCAUCGCUCGGAAAGCACGGAAACCGCCGUCUCCGAGCAUUCAGUGGUAAGAAGGACUCCGACUUCACCAUAGAAGGCUUCUUCGCUAUAUUCAACAGAGCCUUCCGCACACUCUCCGAUGACCUCAAGAUCGACCGUCUCAUGGAGUACCUCGAAGGUGAAGCUGCUGACUACUUCGGCACAAACAUACUUCUGACCGAAAGCAUCACGUGGUCAGAAGUCACACAGAAACUCACCGCUCGUUACGCGCACUCAGACAUUCAGCCCUUGAAUGCCGCUGUUUGCCGCCUCCUUCUGCCUGACGAAAAAGUUCGUCAGUAUUUCGACGCCAAAACUCGUAUCCUCCGCCGCGUCUCCGGUCUUAGCGAACAAGACAUGACAGGACUUCUCACACAAGGUCUCCCUGAGAAGUACCGCGAACAUUUCAUGGGUAAGCGUCCUGAUCUCUCCAAAUGGCUGACCAAAGCCCAGGACCUCGAAGCAGACUUCGACCGCCGCUCACAAACCACUCAUCAGAACCGCUCAUCUGAUCGCUCAUCCGUUCGACCAUCCGCUCACUCAUCCAGUCGUUCACAUGCAGCCAACCAUUUGUCUCACGGCUCGAGACAAGACAAUCGCAAUCACUCUUCACAACCCUCUGCUCGCCCAACAGAUAGCACUUCCGAUGACUGCCCUUACGUUUGCCGUUUCUGCGCAGACAUUGGAGAAGUCCACUAUCAUUGGCACAAGUACUGUCCUAACCGUACUUCUCAAAGGACUUCUGGAAGCACCUCGCCUUCUGACCCACAAGAAGUCCCUUCAAGCGAUUCGUCUACACAGCAGUCCCAGAACCACUGCAUCACUAACCAGUCCUCUUCCGCAGCUUCAGCACGCGAUGUCCUUCUUAUUCCAGGCCGAAUAGGAUCUCUCCGCCUCUCCGCGUUCGCUGACCCCGGAUCAACACUCGACAUCAUUCCACUACAUGUCGCCCAACGCCUCCGCCUCCGCAUUGACAAUUCCCGGAGCACAUCCAUACACUUGGCUCGUGGCUCCGCGCGCACCGUCGGAGAAGUCACGUUCGACUUCACAGUCAAUCACAUCGUGCGACGCAUCACUGCACAAGUCCUCGAUGGCUUCCGUUACGGACUUCUCCUCUCUCUCCCAACACUCGGACGCCUCGGAGUCAUCAUCGAUACGACCACUCGUAAGGUCUCAUUCAAAGGCCAACACCACAGCUUGUCACACAUCGGUUCCCACCGCGAACCAACACAACAAAAGUCCCGACUGAACGCGCAGACCGUUCCCAAAGUCGUCUCCUCAGGACUUCUCUCACAUCACUCUGGAACUUCUGCGAAAGAAGUCCCCACUAAUCAUUGCAAUCUCAUUACAGUCCCGUUUCAGAACCACAACAACUCCACACCAAAAGGACAAGUUCUGUUGACAGACAAUAAGAAGUCUCACAACCGGCGAACAUACCGUCAAUCCCCUCCAUUAGCAGCCAAAGCUGUACGUCAGGUGCAAACACUUCUCCACGAAGUGCCCGCUCUCGAGUCCGACGCUCAUUACGCCGUUCCCGACACUCUGACGUUCAUCACAGACGGAUCGCACCGCACGCGUUGUGGCAACAAGAAGUCAAUCAACAGCACCACUGUUCUCAACCGCUCUCUCGUCCACACAGAAGUCACGCCAAAGCGUUCACACAUCUCAUCCACGCCUCGAGAAGUCCUCUGCACUUCUCAGCGCUCACCUCCUCGAGAAGUCCCCACAACUACCGGAGACUCAACCAGUACUUCUCGAGAUGCCACCUCUCAUCCAAUCCUACCGAUCAGCUCAGCCCUCGACUACACCCUCAGAACUGUCCGCAAGUUCUCUCGCGAUCUCGUUGUCAUCCCUCCGCAACUCGUCUCACAAGUCCUCACAGAAGCGCACGACCGCGCAGGACAUCCAGGGAUCCGCACAACAAUCAAGAGCCUUCAGUACCGUUACUUCUGGCCAUCCAUGCGCCAAGACAUCCAACAGCACAUUAAGAUUUGUUCCGGAUGUUCACCACUCCACUCACCUCACAUCUCAUCAUCGGAUCCACUCCAACCGAACCUCUGCCGCACUCUCUCCUCAUCAGAAUCCGACGCCGCGCAACUCGUCCUCAUAGCCCAACUCAGCCGUCUUACCUAUGGGACAAGUCUCACAGUCCCGGGGAAUGAUAUGACCAUCAAGUACUUCUACGCUGUAUUUCCCAGAAGUACUAUUGCACUCACAAAUGUAACCUUAAUCCCACACUACUCUCCGACCCGUACUCCACUGUACCCCUCAGCAACAGCCCUAACCAAUCAAAUACUGCCACUGAAGACGAGUGGACACUAUCGGCCCGCAGAAGUCACCCGCAGUACUUCUCCCAUAGCUGUCCCCGCGCCGCAACUGCGCGAAUACUUGUCCCUCUCAGUGAGUAGUCUUAUAAACAGGUUAUGUGACCGCGAAUUAGCUAUCGUUUCGCCAAUCAGUGGCACCACAAGAGAUGUCAUCGAAUCGUGGAUUAAUCUCAACGGCUAUUCCGUCUCCAUAGCAGAUACGGCCGGUAUUAAAGACAUUGACAAUCAUUUCCACGAUAUUAUCGAAAAGGAAGGCAUUAUUAGAGCCAUUAGAAGUGCCAAAGACUCGGAUCUAAUAAUGGUUGUGAUGGACGCCACGACUCUCAUCGCCAGUGAUUGCGAUUCUCUGUUAAAUCCGUUAUAUUUGAAACAAACAGAGAAUUGGAGUAAAAAAGUAAUUUAUUUAAUCAACAAAAUUGAUUUGAUAUCAAAACAAGAUUACAAUCAUUUGCAACAAAAUUGUAAUAAACAUUUGAGUGAUUGGAUUGCCAUCAGCUGUAAGACAUCGGAGGGUUUGCAAGAGUUGACAAUAAAGUUGACACAAAUUGUGGACCAGUUGUGCGGAAACCCAAUCGACGAAACGCUGUUCAUAACGGACAGACAUGAGGCACAUCUCACACGUGUUGUCCAACGGAUCAAACAAUCGCUGGAAACGGUGGACAAAGACAUGGCUAUAUCGGCCCAUCGCUUGCGAGAAGCGAUUCAACAAUUAUCUUAUAUAACCGGAAGAAUAACGACCGAAGAUGUAUUGGAUAGUCCAGACUCCGAGACCACCGAAACUGAAGAGUUUGCCGACGCCUUCCUGCCAAAGACCCAAAUAGAAGCGAUCGAUUCCAAAGCCACCCAAUGUUAUACUGUGUGUCAGCACAUCCAACACAUCCAU